AUGUGGCAGGACGCAACAAUUGAGUUCAUGAAACAGGCAUUCAGGGGCGAUGACAAGUCGGUCGAAUACAUUGGUGCGUUGAUGGCCAAAGGCAAGUUCAACAACCAAAGAACAACAGUCGAAAUUCCGGAACUGGAGAAGCAAAUCAGAAAAGUCUUCUACGCGAUCCUGAUCCCUGAGGCGUGGAGGGUCGGCGCCGGGCUGGCGCCUGCCUUCAUCAUGGACUCUGGCUACGACUGCAACGCCGUGAGACCCCUCGACAACGACUACAUAGCUCCCAGUACUGCGGAGGAGAUGGGGUACUGCUACAACGGCCGGAGGUACUACCUCGUUGCCCCUAAUGACGACGCCACAAGCUGCGGCAAUCCGUCACCGCCAGCCAACGGCGGAGCCCCCCCUUGUCAUGACAAGUACUUUACUCCACCGCAGAGCAUAGGCGAGCUCACCGGGAAGAUUGACGCCUGGGAAGGCCUCACUAAAGAGGAACUCAUUGCAGGUGCCGUGGAAGGAUGGAAGCUUCGCGGAGAGAAGAACAGGGGCGGCUUCCCCGACAUGACCAACCCCAAGAACUACGACUUUCUCCUUGAAGGAGAGGGCGCCAGAAAGAUCGACAUCAGGGCGCCUGGAAUCGUCCAGAUCCCAGUAUGUUCGCCGGAGAAGGCUAGGAGUGGAUGGAAGUACGGUAGCAGCUUGUCUUCAACCCAGAAGGAUAAGCUUCUCGAUGCACUACCCUAUUACCCUUGUACCAACUACUGA
Messenger RNA from Fusarium keratoplasticum, 756 nucleotides. Its product is annotated as Chitinase. The transcript is spliced from 2 exons. Bases 1 to 756 code for a protein of 251 amino acids. The record is from RefSeq and is a predicted model, not a curated record. NCBI's taxonomy places the organism in Eukaryota, Fungi, Ascomycota, Sordariomycetes, Hypocreales, Nectriaceae.